UGGGCCCCCUGAGACGUCCACUCGAGGAGACGUGAGGCCACUCGAGGAGACCCGCGGCCACUUGCAAGACGAGAAGCAGGAGGGGCGGCAGGGCGCAGCUCCUUCCCAGCGAUGUUGGAGCGUGGAUUUCUGGGUGGCCUCCUGAGCCGUGCAAUGAACCUGCAGCAGCAGAUCGCGGUGAACGCAGAGGACGAACUGUACCUGCUCCAGCACAAGAGGAUCCGGGAGACCCCGCUGUUCACGGCCGCCAAGAGCAAUGACGUGGAGGCCAUCGACAGGCUGCACAAGCAGGGCGACACGGACCUCCUGCAGCGCGGGGUGCUGGGCGAGACGGCCCUCCACGUGGCCGUGCAGUACGAGAACCUGGGCGCGGCGCUCGCCCUCCUGGACGCGGAGCCCACGCUCAUCAACGAGCCCAUGACCUCCAGCCUCUACCAAGGUCAGACGGCGCUGCACACCGCCGUGCUCAACCAGAACGUGGAGCUGGCGAAACAGCUCCUGGCACGUGGGGCAAAUGCAGUGUCGCCGCGUGCCACCGGCACCUACUUCACCGACAAACACCGCAGCCAUGCUCACUACGGCGAGUACGUGCUGUCAUUCGCCGCGAGCACGGGGAACCUGGAGAUGGUGCGACUGCUCCUGAAGCACGGGGCCAGGGUGUGUGCACAGGACUCCCAAGGCAACACGGUCCUACACACGCUGGUGCUGCAUAAGAACCGCAUCAUCGCCUGCCAGAUGUACGACUUCAUCCUGGCGAGCACACAGAGGGGCAAGGGCCAGCCUUGCCCGGAGGCGGUGCUCAACUGCAAAGGCUACACCCCCCUCAAGCUCGCUGCAGCCAAGGGCAACGUGGUGAUGUUCAGGCACCUGGUGAAGCUUCGCAGAGUGGUACAGUGGUCGGUGGGCACCGUGACGUCCACCCUGUAUGACCUCAGCGAGAUCGACUCGUGGGAGGACGAUCGCUCGGUGCUGGAGAUCAUCACCACGAGCCACAAGCGCGAGGCUCGCCAGAUCCUGGAGAUAACCCCAGUGAAGGAGCUGACCAUAAUCAAGUGGACGCAGUAUGGGCGGAGCUACUUCCGCAUGUGGACCAUGCUCUACAUGGUCUACAUCACCAGCUUCUCGCUCGCCUGCAUCUACCGGCCCCUAAUGAUGCGCACGGACAACGCCACGGAUCCACGCGACGACGUCAUCCUUGUCCAGAAACCCCUGUCCGAGAGCUACCAGACUCAGCAGGACUUUGUGCGACUCGGGGGCGAGAUCGUCAGCAUCCUCGGGGCCAUUCUCAUCCUCGUGCUGGAGAUGCUGGAUGUCAUUCGCGUCGGGGCCUCGCGAUAUUUUGGAAACAUCGUGACUGGCGGCCAUUUCCACAUGAUCCUGGUGUGCUACGCGUGCCUCGUGGGACUGCUCUUCGUCAUGAGGCUCGCGGGCGCCCAGGGGGAGUCCGUGCCCAUGUCGCUGGCGCUGGUGCUCGGCUGGUGCUACACGCUGUUCUUCGCUCAUGGCGUCGAGAUGCUGGGACCCUUCAUGGUCACCAUACAGAAGGUUCUGUUCGAGGACGUGUUCCGCGUGUGCUGGCUCAUGUUCAUGGUGCUCAUGGGCUUCACCUGCGCGUUCCAUCUGACCUUCCAGAUCCUCAUUCCCGACAACUGGAACCAGUGGCGCGACUUCUACACCGCGUGGUUCACCAUGUACCAGCUCUUCCUCGGCCUCGUCAGCCACUGGUUUAACGUCCGCCUGCACUUCUCCGACUUCAUCAAGGUGGUGUACACCUUCUACAUGCUGUUCGCGUUCGUCCUCAUGAUCAACCUCCUGAUCGCCGUGAUGCGCAGCACCUACUCGCGCAUGGCAGUGGAAAAGGAGCAGUUGUGGCACACACAGGUGGCGGCCACGACCAUCCUGCUGGAGCGGAGGCUCCCGCGCUGCCUGCGGUUCCGCGCCGGCGUGAGCGGCAAAGAGUACGGGCUGGGGGACCGCCGGUUCCUCCGGAUCGAAGAUCGGAACGAGCGCGCCAUCCACAAGGUCAAGCGCUACGCCAUGGUGUUCAGCGAGGGGCGCGGGGGCAGCGCCGAGGACAUGGCAAGCGGCGCCGAGGGAGCGGGGGGCGUCAGCGGCCACUUCACGCGCUCCUCCACCAAUCCACAGCCCCAGCAGCAGAGUCAGCAGCUGGAGCCGCCCACCAUCAUCGUCACCAGCUGCUCGUCGGGCCGCGGCUGGGAGGUCGUGCGCGAGAGCGUGUUCCCGAGCCGGCGCUCCGACUCGCAGGACCAGCGACAUGAAGUCGUCUAUCAGAUCUGACCGCCGGCCCAGCGGCGUCGUGGCCCGCUCCCUCCAAGCGGGAAAGCACCACUCGAUUGUUGGAACAGAAAUCGCCUGCCCAGAGUGCACGCUGCUGUGCAGUUGGCCUGGUCGGGCGCGUCGACCAACACCGCACGGUCGGCCCGGAGGCGUCGACAGGGGCGGUGCGAACCUCGUCCCGACCGAGGGCCGAACAGGACUUUCAGAAACCUUUAGGCGGGAAACUGCACGUGAAGGAACGCACGCCGCGGCAUCGUGCACUCGCGUAACGAGCGCGUCGGCCCGAGUACGAGGUGGCCCUUGGGAGUGACAUUAGUGACUUGAGUGCGGUGAUGGAGUGAGUGGCUCUCAAUCGCAAGGUUGCAAGUUCACAUUUUGGGUCGACUCGGCCCAUCAUCCCCACUUCCCUCCCUCCGGGGGCUUAUAAAAAUGAGCACCACUGUGUGGCGAAGUCAAUAACGGUGGUUGAACCUCUGGAUAUACUCACCCCGCCAUAGAAAUGUGGAAUUUCCACCACUGGCCUUGCAGGGCUGUUAACAGGGGAUGAAUAUCCUGAGCGAGAAACCACUUUUGACUCGAGGCUCUGAUCAGUGUGGCCCGGGGUGCGAGGCCUCUUGUGGCGUACUGCCGUAGGUCACCCCUCGUCUAUCGGUUCGAAUAAGCAGCAAAUUCAUCUUCUCCACAUGACCGUCUCUCCACGUUAAAAAAAAAAAACAUUAAAGUACUUUUUUUUUUCUGGAUUUGAAGCUUUCGUGACUGCAGGAAUCCAUACUCUUUGGUUCUUUCGGUAAAGUCACCGAGCUGGAUUAUUUUUUAAAUCCUUUAUAUUAAGUUCGCUUGCUUGCUUGCGCGCUUACGACCGUGCAAAUCUUUCGGACGUUUUUUAACCCACUUCCCGUGACCCAAUCGAGCUGACAUUUUGCACACAGACUCGUUGUGCGUGACAAUUUAUUUUCGUGAAAUUUUUUUUCCAAAAUUUUACACUUUUUAGGAAAAAAUAAAUUAUAUUUAAUUACCAAUUACUUAAUGGUGGCAGGCAAUCACCUGACCCAUAGGUGGCAGCCAUCUCAAGCCAGAGGACGAGAGGACUCUAGCCGCCACGCAUAUAAAGGAUUUAAAAACUUUGUUUUUAAAUCCUUUAUUCCGCCUGAGGACGACCGCUUGUCGUCGUGAUCUGUUAUUUUUGUUUUAUUUUUUUACCUACGUGACUUUACCGAAAGAACCAAAGAUAACUUUGUUUAUGACACAGCACACAAGCCGUCGGGCCCCGGUAGCCUUCUGCGAGUGCGUCACUUCAGCAGCACUGACUUAGAUGCAAGCAACACCCUGUGCCGGAUUCAACGCACAGUGUCUCGUAAGCAGGAGGCCCCACGCUUGCUUGCAUCAAUGCUGGCGAACUGCUGGGCCAUAUCGGCAAGGGCCCCUCUCCGUUAAAUAUGGUUUGCUGGUUCGACGCAGAAUUACGUAAUACACAGAAUAUCUAAAUAACCAGUGUCUGUCGUUGGAGUGGAGGAUACAGGGUGCGUAAAAAAAAGUUGUGAACAACACUUCUGAGAAUUUGCGACAACACCACCACCACCACAGAGACACGUGCUGCCGCCGGGCUCUGGAGGCCACCUGGAAAAGAUUCCAGGAACGAUUUGACAACGAUGGCGAGCAAGUGGAGACUCUUUCACUUUUCGAAGCAAUUAAGAUGACAUUUGUGAUCAGGUUAGAGUGUUGUAUUAUCCGUUCUCUUUCCAUUAAAAACGAUAGUCCCAUAUAAGUGUUAAAAAUAUUUGGAAGCGCCCUGUAUAAGUGACACAGUAAACCUACAGACUGGUCUAGAGCCUGAGCCGAAUUUGGGCAGAGAGAGCUGGCCAAGGAGUUGGUGGUGGUGGUGGCACCAUGCACCGAUUGCCAAAUUCCAAAAUGACACCGCAAAUGACUCGGGGGGGGGGGGGGGGGAUACACACAUCAGCGAUCACCGCCGUACACACGGUGGUGGAGCGGGAACCCCCCCCCCCCCACCGUAUGUACGUUGAACUUCUUUCACACCGUACGUAGCCAACAGCACUAAUCGGAGGCGUGGGGGGACGGACAAUAAACUAAACAAAAAGCAGUUUUAAAGAAACGAUGUUUCAGCCCGAUGCCCAUUUGCAAGCCAGACACACAUACACACACACGCAGGCACACACACGUACACACGUACACGCACACACACACGUACACACGCACACGUACACGCACAGAGAUACA
Messenger RNA from Lethenteron reissneri (Far Eastern brook lamprey), 4536 nucleotides. Its product is annotated as transient receptor potential cation channel subfamily V member 6-like. Gene Ontology annotation, cellular component: plasma membrane. Gene Ontology annotation, biological process: calcium ion import across plasma membrane. Gene Ontology annotation, molecular function: protein binding; calcium channel activity. The record is from RefSeq and is a predicted model, not a curated record. Lineage: Eukaryota; Metazoa; Chordata; Hyperoartia; Petromyzontiformes; Petromyzontidae.